This is a messenger RNA of Aspergillus ruber CBS 135680, 2106 nucleotides long. Its product is annotated as transmembrane 9 family protein. The transcript has 3 exons. Lineage: Eukaryota; Fungi; Ascomycota; Eurotiomycetes; Eurotiales; Aspergillaceae. The record is from RefSeq and is a predicted model, not a curated record. Gene Ontology annotation, biological process: protein localization to membrane; vacuolar transport. Bases 1 to 2106 code for a protein of 701 amino acids. Gene Ontology annotation, cellular component: membrane; Golgi apparatus.
AUGGCGUUGAGAUGCUUCCUGCAUCCUUGGCAGUGGAUGCUGUGGCUGCUGCUUGUCUCUUACUGCCGCGCAUUCUACAUCCCCGGCUACUCGAUUAAUCGGUAUAACGACGGCGACAGCAUUCCACUCCUCGUGAACAAGAUUUUCUCCGACUUUACGCAGCUGCAAUAUGCCUACUUCGAUCUCCCUUUCGUCUGUCCCCCGAGUGGGCGCACUCACGGCGGCUCCCCCUUCGGCUCUGGACAGAGUCUCUCGUUGAACCUGGGCGAAAUUUUACGCGGAGACCGGAUUAUGACGUCUGACUUCGAACUGGAAAUGGGCAAAAACGUCGAAUGCCAACCGCUCUGCACCCAGGAAGUCGGACGGAAAGACGUCCAAUGGGGCCGUGAGCUUAUCAAGGAUGGAUAUGUCGCGGAAUGGAUAGUGGACAACUUGCCUGGAGCUACGAGCUUUGUUACUGUCGAUCGGAGUCGCAAGUACUAUUCCACCGGGUUUAAACUUGGGUACCAGGAGAUUUCGCCUGAGGAUGGGAAGCGCAGAUAUUUCCUGAAUAACCAUGUUACUAUUGUGAUCCGUUGGAGACAGGCUCCUGAUGGGCAGGGGAAAGUUAUUGUUGGGUUCGAGGUGUAUCCGAAGAGUAUCACGGCUGCCGAUCAUGAGGAGGGUGGGUGUCCGAAGCAAGUCCAUGAUUCACACGCCGGAUUCGAAUUGAAUAUUCCGCCAAACCUGGAGAAAUUGAAGGCGAAGUAUCCCGGAUCGUCGUAUCUUCCCGAAUACGAUGAAGAUUUGGAAGACGGUGCGACGCUGAAGAUUCCUUAUACCUACUCGGUCUACUUCAGGGAAGAGAACGGCGUCGACUGGAACAAUCGGUGGGAGCUCUAUUUCAACAACCAGGAAGAAGGCUCGACAACCCAUUGGCUGGCCAUUCUCAACUCGUUGACUAUCUCUGGUGUCCUUGGUGUUGCGGUGUAUGUGAUUUGGAGUCGGACCAUCCAGGGCGAUAUCAAGGGCCGUGGAGAUGGUGCAAUGGACGACACGAAGAUCAAACUUGGUAGUUCCAAGGGCAAACAGGGCGAAGGAGUGUUGGAGCAAGGAGCGGAUGUUGAACGAGACGCUGAUGCUGGUUCUGAUGAUGACGAAUCUAUCGAGGAUGUGAGCGGGUGGAAACUCCUUCAUGGGGAUGUUUUCCGUGUGCCGGAGUACAGUGGACUGCUUGCACCUCUCGUUGGAUCUGGAAUGCAGCUUUUCUUUGUGAUCUCGGGAUUGCUUAUUCUAAGCUGUCUGGGUAUCUUGAACCCUAGCUUCCGGGGUGGAUUUGUCAGUGUCGGUAUGGGUUUGUUUGUGUUCGCGGGUCUCUUCUCCGGAUACUUUUCUGGCAGACUGUACAAAACGUUUGGCGGUUCGAACUGGCGCAGGAACACUUUGAUUACUGCGCUUCUCUUCCCGGGGUUGGCCUUUUCCCUCAUCUUCAUUCUAAAUCUGUUCACCUGGGCUCAAGCAUCAAGCACAGCCAUUCCAUUCGGCACACUAGUCAGCCUAGUCGCCCUGUGGCUCCUCAUUCAGGUCCCAUUAGUAUACCUCGGCAACUGGCUAGGCUAUGUCCGCGCCUCAGUCUGGGAACACCCAACCAAAACCACCUCAAUCGCGCGCCAAGUCCCCAUCCAACCCUGGUACCUGCGCAGUGUCUCUGGUACCCUCCUAACAGGCCUAAUUCCCUUCGCCGUCCUCUUCAUCGAGCUCCUCUUCCUCUUCCGCAACCUCUGGCAAGACAAAUCCGGCUACUACUACGUCUUCGGCUUCCUAAGCUCCGUCUCCCUCAUCCUCCUGGUCACAGUUGCCGAAGUAACCAUCAUCGCCACGUAUUCCCAGCUCUGUGCUGAAAACCACCACUGGUGGUGGCAGAGUUUCUUGACCGGAGGUAGUAGUGCGUUCUGGAUCUUUGCGUACUGCAUCUGGUAUUACAUGUUCAAGUUGAAUGUAACAGGGUUCGUGUCUGGGUUGUUGUUUUUCAGUUAUAGUUUCUUGGCGUGUGCGGUUUAUGGGCUGUUGACGGGGACUGUUGGGUUUUUGACGGCUUAUGCUUUUGUUAAGAGGAUAUAUAGGUAA